AUCUGUCCCUUCUCUCCUCUCUCCCCCUCACACCAAACACAGAUCUAGCGGCCGGGGCACGUUUGAGUUCGUCCGUGCAGUCGAUCUACGGUAGCGGCUGGAGGUUGAGACAGCUGGUAGGGGGCCACCAGAUAGAGCGAUGUCGGCAGCAGUGCGAGCGAUGGCCGUGUCCUCCCAGGUUGCCACGUGGCGGCCGUCCUGCACCGGCAGCGGCCGCCACGUCUGCGGCGCUGCUGCUGUGACCGCAGGCGGACACGUGGCUUCCUCCGCCAUGGCCGCCAGUGGGCUCGAACCGUCGUCCGUGGCGGUCGUCUGCUCGACGUCGAUGGUCGGGGGCGGACGUCGCUCGGGCGAAGCUGCGCGAGACGUGCGACAGGCGAGAGGAGGGAACGAGUGCGGCUGCUCCUGCGCGCCUGCACCGCGCUUCGCCUCCUCGACCACGGCCCGCGCCGCGGUGCGCGGGCUCGAAACCAGCCUAGGACGCCACAGGUGCGCCGGUUUCGAUGUGCUGGAUCGCCAUAGGCGGCGCGCUUCUCCGUCUAAUCCGCGCAGGCGGACGUCGUUGGUAGUGUGCAUGGGAAUUCGAGCUGUCGAGAGCUUCGACGCUACAUUUGAGCUUAUCCCCGAGUCGAAGGAAAUCCUUUCCACGUUGCUUUCGUCGGACAUAUUCUGCAACCAGGAGUUUGAGAAGUAUCAUGAGGACAAGGAAAACUAUGUGAUCGUGAACGUCCCUCCCAACUACAUGUUCCAAGCAAAGAUAUUCAAGCCUUCUCGUUUGUGUGCAAUCUUCCAGAGGGUUGGUAGCAAGCUCAGAGAUGUAGCGGAACCCGCCACAGACGGGCAGCAGCAAGAACAAGCGUGAAACCCAAAUUAAAUUAAUCAAUUAAAAAAUAGUUAUGUUUUUUUUUAAUUCCUGCUUCGGUUCCUUGGUUGCAUACUUCAUUUUUUUUAACUUUUUUUUUUUUUUUUUUUUUUUUUUUGGGUACCUUGGUUUGCCGUCCAUUGUCCACUUGAUUCAUUUCGUUUUUGCUUCUCAUACUGCAAUUAUGGCCAACGCUGGAUGCAUCUGACUGCAAUCACGUCCAGAUCUCACUCGAAAAAUGUUCUAGUCUGGGUAUGCUCCCCGAAUCCAGACCCCUUAGUGGUACAGUUUUGCAGCUACAGCAGCAGCCACAGCAUCAGCCACUUCUUUUUUUUUUUUUCUUUUUUUUUUUGUUAGUUGCAAUGGGAGAAGCGUAAAUGUGUAUUAUAUUCCCAUUUGGAAAAAAAACAAACAAACCCAGUGUGUUAUAACUUGUAGGUUCCGUUGCAGAUCUC
Messenger RNA from Chara braunii, 1317 nucleotides. The record is from the annotation of a GenBank genome assembly. Lineage: Eukaryota; Viridiplantae; Streptophyta; Charophyceae; Charales; Characeae.